Molecule: messenger RNA, 1371 nt
Organism: Penicillium antarcticum
Lineage: Eukaryota; Fungi; Ascomycota; Eurotiomycetes; Eurotiales; Aspergillaceae
Product: glycoside hydrolase family 76 protein
Exons: 3
Coding region: 1-1371 (456 amino acids)
Biological process (GO): carbohydrate catabolic process; fungal-type cell wall biogenesis
Molecular function (GO): mannan endo-1,6-alpha-mannosidase activity
Source: RefSeq, a predicted model, not a curated record
AUGAUUCUCUCCAAGUGGCUGGCCACUCUUCUGAGCGGUGCUCUUGCCGUCAAGGGUGCCCUCGCGAUUACUGUGAACAUCGACGAUGAGAGCUCCCUCAAAGCUGCGGCCAAGACGGUCGCUACCGACAUGAUGAAAUUCUACGCCGACCGCGAUUCCAAGAACAUCCCCGGUAAAAUGGACGGAACCUGGUGGGAGGGUGGCUCCAUGUUCAUGACACUCAUUCUGUACUGGUUCAUGACCGGUGACACCCAAUUCACCGCUACCGUCCAGGAAGGCAUGUACUGGCAAAAGGGCGACGACAACUUCUUUCCCAGCAAUUACAGUCAAUACCUUGGUAACGAUGAUCAAGUAUUCUGGGGUCUUGCUGCCAUUACAGCUGCCGAAUUCAACUACCCCGAGCUCGACGGAGAGCCGUCUUGGGUCUCGCUCGCUCAGGGUGUGUUCAACACGCAAUAUCCUCGAUGGGAUACUAGCAGCUGCCACGGUGGUAUGCGCUGGCAGAUUUGGCCGUACCAGGAUGGUUAUUUGACUAAGAACGCGAUUUCGAACGGAGGAUUGUUCCAGCUGUCCGCCCGUCUUGCUCUCUACACCGGAAACAAGACAUAUGCCGAAUGGGCCGAGCGCAUUUGGGAUUGGAGUGCCACCACUCCGCUGCUCAAGCAGAAGAAUUGGAAUAUUGCCGACACCACCACUUGCGGCACGCAGUGCACGGAUCACGGUGAUUUCCAAUGGACCUACAACUAUGCUACCUACAUCAGCGGUGCUGCGUACAUGCACAACUACACCAAUGGCACUGAGACCAAGUGGAAGGAAGGUGUCGAGGGUCUGAUCAAAACCUCCCAGCAAUUUUACCCAGCCUCUGGCAAUGGCCAGAUUCUAUCAGAUAUCACCUGUGAGCCUCUCGGGAACUGCGAUCGUAACCAGAUCACUUUCAAGGCUUACUUCAGCAAUUGGCUCGGCAUGCUGACGACUAUCGUCCCCGGUACCUAUGAUCUGAUCUUCCCCCAGCUACGGACAUCCGCCCAGGCCGCCGCCUUGCAAUGUUCGGGUGGUACAUCUGGUAACCUGUGUGGUAUCCGUUGGACCAAACAAGCCGAGUGGGACAAGUCCAGUGGACUGGAACAACAAAUGGCCGUACUAGGUGUGCUGUCUGCAAACCUGAUCCCCUUCAAGAACAAGGCGCCCUACAGUUCCGAGACGGGUGGUACCUCCAAGAGUAACCCGAAUGCCGGCACCAACUCCUCGGACAAUGCGAUCCCUGUAUUGAACACCAUCGGUACCGGUGACAAAGCCGGUGCGGGUGUCUUGACCGUCAUUUUCGUCACUGGAUGGGCUGUCGCCGUCACCUGGAUGAUCCGCGGUGGUUAA